AUGCUGCUGCAUAUGCGGCGUCGACCGCACCAAGUUCCUCGCACGAAUAGCUUCUUUUCGACGUCAAGCACUAGCAAUCCGAGUGUUGCCAACGCCGGAGCGUCAGCAUUGUCAGUCAAGUACAACGACGUUCGCAAACUCAUUGUGGGAUUGGGCAAUCCCGGCGACAAAUUCGUCAACACGAGACACAAUAUCGGGUCGGUCGUUGUGAAGCACUUUCUCGAAACGUAUGCGUCACAAGUGACGGCAAAGCCCUUGCAAUUGCAACGUGAAGCACGACACCACGGCGACGUCGCUCGAUUUCGUGUUGCGUUUCCGAGGGAAGGGUCAAGUGAGACGCCCUGCGACUACCACCCUCUCGACGAUCUAGUGAACCGCUCGUCCAGACGUGCCAAGGAACGGACGCUGAAAGAAGGUGUGCCUCACGACAAGGUGAACGUUGCCGUGCUGCUGCCAGCGACGUACAUGAAUUGCUCGGGCACUGCUGUCCGAGCGUUUAUGCAGACGCAUCACUGGCGACUGAAGAAGAACCCACUGGCACUGAACCGGCACGAUGAUGAGCUGCUCGUAAUCACGGACGACGUGGCGCUGCCCUUUGGCGAAUGUCGAUUCAAGGCAAGAGGAGGUCCCGGGGGACAGAACGGCGUGCGAGACAUCAUCAAGUGCGUGGGCACCGACCGCUUUGCUCGACUGCGCAUUGGCGUAGGGGCUCCGUACUGGUUCGUAGGAGGCAACAGUGGAGCGCCCGCAGGCACUGCAAUGGACAAGUUUGUGCUCGGACGUUUCAAUGGAGACGAGCAGGAAGCGAUGCCGGACUUACUACGCUAUACGAACGAGCUCUUGCGGCUGUAUCUACAUCGAGGUGUUGCUCAGAGUACUACAGUUGCCAACAGUAUGGACUUGCAGCAAUACUUGAAGCACUAUGACGCGUCUCACGUAGCGCGUCAUUCCUACUAG
Messenger RNA from Peronospora matthiolae, 957 nucleotides. The record is from the annotation of a GenBank genome assembly. Lineage: Eukaryota; Oomycota; Peronosporomycetes; Peronosporales; Peronosporaceae.